Messenger RNA from Cuscuta epithymum, 1751 nucleotides. The record is from the annotation of a GenBank genome assembly. Lineage: Eukaryota; Viridiplantae; Streptophyta; Magnoliopsida; Solanales; Convolvulaceae.
UUGAGAAGUUGAAAAAGACCUGGCAAACGGUUAUGUCACACAUUGGCAAAUGGCAUUACAAAAAUCACAAGUCUACCACCAAAUUCUCCUCUCCAUUCCUCCCCUACUGAUUCUCUCUGCGAAUGACCCUCAUAACACUGCUUCGAAGCACUACCCACUAGAGUUCAACACAUUGAAAUAAUACCACAAAAAAGAAAAGGAAUCAAUAAGGGUAAAUACAUGCAUAAGAAAAACAAACGUUCGUAAUAAUUGAACUGCAAAAUAUGGAUUCGGGGAUCACAUUCUUCUGGUUCUUCUUCUUCUAUACCGCUGUCGUAUUUAGUAGUGUCGCAUCCUAUAACAUCACCGCAGUUCUUGAAAGUUACCCGUCUUUCAGCACGUUCAACGACUACUUAAUCCGAACUGGGAUCGCGACAACCAUCAACUCCCACACGCCUCCUCCUGUCACUGUCUUAGCGGUGGACAAUGCUAACAUCUCCACAUCUCUUUCCGGUACGGCGCUAAAUGUUCUGAAAAAAAUCAUGAGCGCUCAUGUGAUUCUUGAUUACUUUGACGCUCCAAAGCUCCAGAGGUUGGGGAACAGGAGUGUGACGGUGGCAACGCUCUUCAACAGCCGCGGUGAAGCUUUGAAUAAUCAUCAGCAAGGCUACAUAAACAUCACGGGUUUUGGGUCAGGGAACGUUGGGUUCACAGCUGCUGCUCCUACUGCCUUAGGACAGUCCAGUCUAGUUACAUCUCUUGUUUCACAACCAUAUAAUUUCUCCUUGCUGCAGAUCAGCAACGUUAUAGUUCCUUCCGGCAUACAUAAUAACUCUGCAAAUUCCAGUUCCGGGCCUGUUAGUAGCCCAGUCAUGCCGCCCGCUUCAAGCCCAAAAACACCUCCUGCUGCGAGCCCAAGCAGAGCUCCAGGUGGCAGCCCAAGCAGAGCUCCAGACGCAAGCCCGGCAGAGCCUCCUGCGCCUAGCCCUGCCGGUGCAAGCCCAGCCAAGGCUCCUGCUGCAAGCCCAACUAGGCCCCCGGCUGAGAGCCCAACUAGGCCCCCGGCUGCAAGCCCGACGAAGCCCCCCUCCGCACCUAGCCCAAGGAAGAUGAAAUCUCCAGCACCCGCUCCAUCAUCUACAGCGCCCACGCCAACGCCUGCUGCUGCUCCGAACACCCCGGCGGCGGGGAACGACGAAUCCAGUGCCACCACCACUCGACGGAUCCAUGGUUUUCUUGUAGCCGCCGCUACAGUCUCAUCAAAUCUAUUUCUCGUCUUCAUGGUUUGACACAAUCAAAUAGGCUUCUUUUCACACACCUACCCUAAUAAGUUCUGUUCCUUUGUUUCUAGAUGUUCAAAUGAUCUACUUCUUUUCUAGAAGCAGGUGAAAUUAUUUUGAAUGAAUUUGAUGCCUCAUAAAUUCCGAUCAUGUACAACUUCAUUUCUAAUGAAUGGUCGCAUUUUCCCUUUCCAAAUGAUCAAAGCGAUCGAUAUGUGAAAUCAAAUACUUAUUCAAAUAACAACUCAUUAUUGUGGAUGCCUAUAUAUUAACGAGAUUCUAAUAUUUGCACUACACCACAAAAACUGAUACCUGUGCACAGAUACUUGUAGUCUUGUACAAACACUCUUUGGGUGUGGUAGGCGGUUAAUGUCCAUGUGCAAUUGUGCAUACAUCGAUUUCAGUUCCACAAAGUCACAAACGCUGACGCCUCUUCCAAAAAGCAAGAUCUUUGAAUAGACUUUUUUAUCACGCCAAACUUUUUUAAUUUAA